AUGGCAAUCAAAUCACGAGGAGUUAAAGUUGUAAUUAUAGUUUUUAUUGCCGUGUAUGUGUUAACAAUUACAAAUGUUCUCAUUAGUUUACAUCGUUUCCACCAAAAUUCCCAAAAGGAGGUGGUUAAAAUUCAACGAGAUGAACCAUUACCAGAUUUUGAGUACACCGAAGAUGACAAAAUGGCGUUAGAAUUUGUAACACCGCAUAUUAUAAAGAAAUGGCGGAAUCAUAAUUAUCUCGUAGCACUCGGUAUUCCUUCACCAGAUAAUGAAGAGCGACGGCGGCGGAGACAACUUCAACGGGACACAUGUUGGAAAUAUCCGGGAGUUGCCACCGUAGAAAAUAAUUUUGAAGGAGAUAUGCUCGUAGCAUAUGUAUUGGCUCGUCAUCCACAAUUUGAUUACAAAUAUUCACCUGAAUUGAAGGAUGAAGCAAAUAAAUGGCGGGAUGUCAUUACGCUCCCCAUAAAUGAAGGUCGUGUCACAACUAAAAAGAAAUUAGGAGAAGUUGCGCAUUGGGGAAUUGAUGCGGAAAUUGGUAUGAGUCGAAAAAUAUAUUUGUGGUUUGAAUUGGGAGCGCGCCUUCUUCCGAAAACAAGUUAUUUCUCUAAAGGUGAUGAUGACGCGUUUUUCCAUUCACCGCAGUACAUUAUUGAUUUGAGAACUUUACCGCGUCGUGGUGUUUAUUGGGCAUUUCAUUGGCGUAUAAAUCCAGUGAGGCCUUUUAUAUUUGGCCGUGGCCUCUUGUACACCAUGUCGAGAGAUGUUGUUAAUAAAUUUGUAACAUAUGAACCGGUACGCCGCCUUGUGCAUGUGCCAUUCAGUUUUGAUCGGCUUCUUGAAUUUAAGCAAUCCAUUAUGGAAUAUGAAGAUGCCAUGGUCGGUCAUGCACUUUCUUAUCAAAAUCCAGAAGAAUUAUUAUUUGUGAAUGAAAGUUGCUGCCGCUUCAUCAUAUUGAAUGGUAAUGAGUGCAAGCCACCGAAAAAUAACAAUUUUGUAGUAGUUCAUGGUAUUCAAGAAGAAGAAUACGCAAUAAUGAUGGAACGCUUUAAAAAUUACACAACUCCCGUUCCUGUUCAAUUUAUUCCCUCAAAAUAUGGUUGGAUGGCCAAUUGCACAUUACCACCAGAUCCACAACGGCGGCGGGAUGCGGAAUGGACGGCAUAA
Molecule: messenger RNA, 1167 nt
Organism: Trypanosoma brucei brucei TREU927
Lineage: Eukaryota; Euglenozoa; Kinetoplastea; Trypanosomatida; Trypanosomatidae
Product: UDP-Gal or UDP-GlcNAc-dependent glycosyltransferase, putative
Exons: 1
Coding region: 1-1167 (388 amino acids)
Cellular component (GO): membrane
Molecular function (GO): hexosyltransferase activity
Source: RefSeq, a predicted model, not a curated record